CCCGUCUCCCGCCAUCCCCCUCGCCCGCCAAAAGAAUCCCCAAAUCCGCAAAUCCAACCUCAUAAAUCUGCCCACCAUUUUCUCCCGCUCCAAAUGCCCAAACCGCCUCCCGCUCCGCGCCAAUCCCCAUCGAUCCACCGGCGGCGGCUGCGGCGGCCAUGGACAUGUCGUCGAUCGCCUCCCGCCUCGGCCUCUCCGGCUCCCGCCCCGUCGUCCGCAAGGCCGCCGAGCUCCGCCGCCUCUGCGACGUCACCUUCGACUCCUCCGUCCUCGGCAUCGGGGAGGUGUGCAAGGCGAUCAUCUGCCUCGAGAUCGCGGCGUCCAAGUUCCAGGUGAUAUUCGACAGGGCAGAGGCGGUGCGGAUGAGUGGCAUGUCUGAGAAGGCGUAUAUCAGAUCAUUCAACGCGCUGCAGAAUGGUCUUGGUGUCAAGACUACAUUGGAUGUGCGUGAAUUGGGCAUCCAGUUCGGCUGUGUCAGGCUGAUACCUUUCGUGCAGAAGGGAUUGUCGCUCUACAAGGAGCGUUUUUUGGCGGCACUGCCACCUUCUCGCCGGGCAAGCACUGACUUUGGUCGACCAGUGUUCACUGCAGCUGCAUUCUAUUUAUGUGCAAAGAGGCAUAAGCUUAAAGUUGACAAGCUGAAGUUGAUUGAUUUAUGCGGAACAUCUAGUUCUGAAUUUACAACUGUUUCAACAUCCAUGGCAGACCUUUGCUUUGAUGUUUUUGGGAUUGCCAAAGAGAAGAAGGAUGCAAAGUCCAUAAAAGGGAGUAGAGAACUGCUGGAUGUUUUGCCUAGCAAAAGGAAACAUGAUGACGACAGUGAUUCAUCUGGUGAAUCCUCAGGGGAUGACCAAGAUGAACUAGACCUGCCAACUUACAAAAGACACAAGAAAAUGGAAAAGGAAGCUUACAAUGACUGGAAGUCAUCGGUUCUCUCCAACAAGCAAACCAAACCAGACCCUGCAAAACCAAGGAAACAAGCUCAGCUUAACUUCAAGAAGAAGCCGUCAGACAUGGCCCUAGAAGUAUCAUCGGCAGCCAACUAAAUUUUUCUCAACGGAGGCAAAAAAUGCUCUUAGCAUCAUAGAAGUUCCUCCUGAAUGCAUGAAGGAAAUCGUUGCCCCCCUUUCUCAUUUGUUCUAAGAUGCUGACAUAAUGGUAUCAACAAAAAAAAAGUUACUUUCUCGCGACAUUCUUGUGUAAAUGAUGACAUGACAUAUUUGUUUUUUCAAAAAAAAAGUGACUUUUUUAAAUGUACACGAGGAAUUCAUUGAAUUGUUCUAUUUUCAUGCUGUCAUCGACCAUCAGUCUUAAGCCAAGUGCUCUCUUAUUUUAUAUCCUCAGUUGCCAGUUGCCAAGAUAUUUCAAGGUGCAUGCUGCAUGUGUCGCUGUUAUCUUCUAAUGCAGACUACCCAAGUGCACUCUGUAUCCUUGUUUGAUUUAUAAUGAGUUCUACAGAUGCUGGUAACAUUUUGUA
This is a messenger RNA of Oryza sativa Japonica Group (Japanese rice), 1477 nucleotides long. NCBI's taxonomy places the organism in Eukaryota, Viridiplantae, Streptophyta, Magnoliopsida, Poales, Poaceae. The record is from RefSeq and is a predicted model, not a curated record.